ACACACACACACACACACACACACACACACACACACACACACACACACACACACACACACACACACACACACACACACACACACACACACACACACACACACACACACACACACACACACACACGAAUCUGUCAAAAUAGUGUCUACAUUCGACUCUGCUUUAAUACCGUGUGUUAUAUCUGUAAGUAACUGAGGCACAAAUCAGCAGAUCGUGAAAUAAAUCGCUUAUAACGGAAGAGGAGAAUCUUUAAGUACCCGGAUGAACUUCGGUGCUGCCCAGUUGGAACACACGAGCCCGAUGGCUGCCAGCUGACCUUUGACCUUUGACCGCCAGGAUGAUGUCGGUCAGAGAGCGUCUCCGUCAGAACAUCUCGGCCGCCUUCUACCGACACGGCCUGCUGUGUGCCUCAUACCCAGUUCCCAUCAUCCUCUUCACCUCUGCCAGCAUCCUAACCUGCUGUUACCCACUGUUGAAGUUGCCCCUGCCGGGAACAGGUCCUGUAGAGUUUACCACCGGGGUGAAGGAUUAUUCCGUCCCUCACCAGGAGCCCCAGAGUGACCCGGGCGAGCGUCCUGAUUGGUAUCACGGUGCUCCGGUUGCUUACAUCCAGCAAGUGCUGGUGAAGGCGGCCGUGUCUCCGUGGGACAGCAGCUUGGUGCCCGUGGACGUUUUUCGCUCGCCGCUCGGCCGAGUCUUCAGCCUCCUGGAGGAAAUCCGUGACCACGUUAACGCUGAGAGAGGUUUGGAGUCUCUCUGUCUCCAGGUGACUGAUCUGUUGCCGGGGUUACGGCGUAUGCAGUCCGUGCUUCCCGAACACGGCUGUCUGCUGGUUUCCCCCGGCAACUACUGGCAGAACCGGCAGGACGUGUUCGACUCUGAUCCAGACAUCCUGAAGACCAUCCAGCAGCAUGAACCUAAAGGCCUGCACACGUCUGCCACGCUGAAAGACCUUCUGUUUGGUGUCCCAGGGAAAAGCACAGGCAUCAGUCUGUACAGUAAAAAGCGAGUUGUGACGUACACCAUCACCAUCGCCUUCAGCAGUUAUGACUCCAGGUUCAUAGGCAGCCUGCGUGCUCGUCUGAAGCAGCUCCACCCGUCAGUGAACUGCAGCCUGCGUGAGGAUCACAUGGUGCACGUCCACUUUAAAGAAGAGAUCGGCAUCGCAGAACUAAUCCCCCUCGUCACCACCUACAUCAUCCUCUUCGCCUACAUCUACUUCUCCACCAGGAAGAUCGACAUGGUGAAGUCUAAGUGGGGUUUGGCUUUGGCUGCCGUGGUAACAGUGCUCAGCUCUUUGCUCAUGUCUGUAGGACUCUGCACUCUGUUUGGCCUCACACCCACACUCAAUGGAGGGGAGAUCUUUCCGUACCUCGUGGUUGUGAUCGGGAUCGAGAACGUUCUCGUGCUCACCAAGUCUGUGGUGUCGACUCCCGUGGACCUGGAGGUCAAACUUCGAAUUGCACAAGGUCUGAGCAGUGAGAGCUGGUCCAUCAUGAAGAACAUGGCCACUGAGCUGGUCAUCAUCCUGAUCGGAUACUUCACCUUAGUUCCUGCUAUUCAGGAGUUCUGUCUGUUUGCCGUGGUGGGUCUGGUCUCCGAUUUCUUCCUGCAGAUGUUCUUCUUCACCACCGUGCUUUCCAUCGACAUCCGUCGCAUGGAGCUGGCUGAUCUGAAUAGACGUCUCCCAGCCGAGGCAGGCUUGCCCCCUCCUAAACCCACACCCUUACGCCACAGAGAAGCCCCGCCCCCUCCACGUCCCUCUCCUCACACCAUCACGCUUCAGGCCCCAGCAUUUAGGAAUCUGCGCUUACCCAAAAGACUCCGUGUGAUCUAUUUCUUGGCACGCACCCGCCUGGCACAACGCAUCAUCAUGGUUGGCACCGUGAUCUGGAUCGGGAUCCUGGUGUACACCGACCCCGCCGGUCUGAGGACGUACCUGGCAGCUCAGGUAUCCGAACAGAGCCCUUUGGGAGGAGCGGGGUUGCCUCCUCACCUGGGCGUGGCUCCUGUGUUCCCAGGCGGAGAUCCGACUAGCACCCUGAGUGUUCUGUCUGCCCCAGAUCCUACCCCUGUGCCUGAGAAUCAGUCACAGGGAGCAGACGCCCCGGGUCCCACCCCACUGGUCAGCCCGCAGAUCACGUGGGGCUCGGAGGACGAGGAGGUGUGGAGGCGACUGUCAUUUCGUUACUGGCCCUCGCUUUUCGGCUACUAUAACAUCACACUGGCUAAGAGGUAUAUCAGCAUCCUGCCCGUCAUCCCUGUCACGUUGCACCUGAGCCCUCAGGAAGCCGUCGAGAUGCGUCACCCUCAGGAUACCCAGCAUGCACCACGGGUCAGCGCCAGAACCACGCAGCUCCAGACGGACCUCACGCUGUACAAGGUUGCUGCACUGGGCCUCUUUGCUGGGGUUCUCCUGGUUCUCCUGCUCUUCUGUCUCUAUCGGGUUCUUUGUCCUCGUAACUACGGACAGAACGGAGCCCAACAUGGCCGCCGUCGCCGUGGAGACCUACCUUGUGAUGAGUACGGCUACUCGCCGCCGGUCAGCGAGAUCUCACCUCUGCUUCUGAGAGGACAUAGCAUGGAUAUUGAGUGUUUAGCUAGUGAUGGUAUGCUGCUGGCCAGCUGCUGUUUAGCAGGACAAAUUCGUGUGUGGGACGCACAGACUGGGGACUGUCUCACUGUUAUACCUAAUAACGGUUUGAGGAGGAGCAGCAGUAGUGGAUGUUGGGAUCAGCGUAAUGGCUGGGAUCAUUACGACCCUGACUCCUCCCCUCCCCCUUGCUCCACAUCCUCCCCCGUUGGUGAGUACGCAGUGCGCCGGAGACAGACCCGCCCUGCUCUAUUCGUGGACCAGCCGGACCUCACGGCGCUCAUAGACACCAACUUUAGCGAGCUGCCGCUGUCACACAUACCAUCAGACUGCGGCUUCGACUUCGGCGGCCUGGUGGAGAAGGCGUAUAAAGAGCACGCAGCACCUCCGGCAACGAUGCAAUCACCGCUUCCUCCGACUCCUCCCACUCCGCCAGCUCCGCCCAUCGAGAGGCUGAGCUUGCCAUCAGGAGACUGGGAGAGCUCGGUGUGGUCCAUGGAGCUCAGGGGAAACCUGAUCGCUGCAGGGAGAAGCAACGGCAAACUGGAGUUGUGGGAUGCCGUGGAGGGAUUGCUGCGGUGCUGCAAUGAAGAUGGAUCAUCGGGAAUCACCGCGCUGGCUUUCUUGAACAAUAGGAUUGUUGCAGCACGUCUGAAUGGUUCUCUUGAUUUUUUCACGGUGGACUUCAACAAACCGCUGGGUUUACUGCAGCACCGAGGGCCCCAGAGUUGUAGUCUGCCACUGUCGCCGUGUUACAGCAGUGAUGAUGUGAUCAGCUGCCAGUUGACACGCUCAGUUCUUUGCGCACACCAGAAACCUAUCACUGUGCUAAAAGCUGCUGCAGGUCGAGUCGUCACAGGCAGCCAGGAUCACACUGUCAGAGUGUAUCGUCUGGAAGAUUCCUGCUGCCUCUUUACCCUGCAGGGUCACUCAGGUGGCAUCACUGCCAUUUACAUAGACCAGACGAUGGUGCUGGCCAGUGGGGGUCAGGAUGGUGCCAUCUGCUUAUGGGACGUUCUCACAGGAAAUCGUGUGAGCCAUGUUUACGGUCACCGUGGUGAUGUAACAUCACUCGUCUGCACUACUUCCUGUGUGAUCAGCAGCGGUUUGGACGAUCUUAUCUGUGUCUGGGACCGGAGCACCGGCAUCAAGCUCUACUCCAUACAGCAGGAAGUGGGCUGUGGCGCCAGUCUGGCUGUGAUCUCAGAGAGUUUAUUAGUGACUGGAGGGAACGGCUGUGUGUCCUUCUGGGACCUGAACUAUGGGGAUUUACUGCAGACGGUGUAUCUGGGGCAGAACAGCGAGGGGCAGCAUGUGCGGCAGCUGCUCGUGCUCGAAAACGCUGCCAUCGUGUGUGACUUUGGCAGCGAGCUCAGCCUCGUCUAUGUGCCCUCUGUACUGGAGAAGCUGGACUAAACACACACACACACAUUUAGAAUUGUGUGUGUGUGUGUGUGAUCUGAUGGACCAUCGUCUCUCUGCUUGGCCUGGAUCAUCAGGCCGGUUUUAUUUCUACUUUCUUUAACUUUCCAAAUUGCUUUCUGUUUCUUUAUAGAAAAACAGAAUUGAUGGUUUGGACAGAAAGUGUGUGUGUGUGUGCGUGCAUGAGAGUGUGUGUUAAUGCUCUGGGCAUUUUAUUUUUAAAUAACUUGCGAGUAGUGAGACAAAACUAGGGCGUAAAAAGAAGUGUGUGAGUUCCUGCUGUAUUAUUCUCUCUAAUGGAAGAGCUUUUUAUAUUUUUUGCUAGAAAAUGACUAAAAAAAAAUCACAUCGCAAUGCAUUUUUACUCGCAGGGUGAACAUCGCUGCCUGAAGGAAGAGGUGUGUGUGUGUGUGUUAGUGUGUGUGUGUUAGUGUAAGAGUCUCAGAGUGAGUGUGAAGUGUAAGAUGAUGUAGAAGUUUACAUGGAGAAUAACUGCUGAUUGUGUGUGUGUGUGUGUGUGUGUGUGUACCUGUAAAGGUGGUGUGUUGAUCGAGUGUUGAGGGACACGUGUCAUUUUUUUUAAUAUUUAAAAAACAAAAUUCAUUAUUUAUUAGUGAUUAAUUUCUAAACGUUUGUAUAAAAUUGCUGAACUCUCACAUUACUGUCAGGUCUUUACUGUAUAAAACACUGAUUCAUUGAACCUUUAAUUAUAUUCAUUUGGACGGCGAGGAUCUGCUUUCUUUAAUUGUAAAAGUGUAUUUUUCUUCCCCCGGUGUGCCGGACGGAAGAAAAAAACGAGUCCGACUACUGAACUUCUCACACAUCAGAGGUUUAAACCUCAGGCAUGCGAUAAGAUUCUGAUAUUAUUCGAGAUACGACUAAGUAGCUCCAGGAGACCGAUUUCUACACCGCUAACUCACACCCCGUCAGUCGCAGAUCGUUUCCUCGAUCCGAACCAUCCGAUCGUUCCACAUGUACUACGACCUGAAACUCAGAGCGAGUGAGGUUUAAGUUCACACCUACGUUCAGCUCAUCGGCUUUGUUCAGCUGGGCGGAGUCUGUCGUAAUAACGCUUUAUAACUUCACCCUGAAUGUAGCGCUGGAAACGACUUCUCUUUAUGUUCUCUGUGUUUUAAAAUAUAUAUAUAUUUUUUUCAUUUGUUGUAAAAAUUCACAGCUGAGGGAUGUGCUGAUGAUCGGUUACACGCCGCGUCAUGACAUAACGGUACCGAUGUGACGUCUACAGAAGCUUCUCACCGCAGCCCAGGUUUGAUUAUAAAGCUAAAGUGCAGUCUGUUCUACACCAUCAGAGCAGCUUAGACCCGUAAUAACGGUGUCCUGUGAUUGUGCAUCGUUAAACGUUACUCUACGGUCACGUGAUGCACUUCUGAGGACACACAUGAGAAAGGGAGCAAGUUAGCGGUGAGAACGGACCAGAAAAACUGCGUCUGUUAAAGGAGCCGUCUGUUAGCAUGAUGUGCUGAUCGAGAUUAAAGUUUGUUACCUUCAUGAUUAACAUCGCUGUAUAACACUAACUUUUCUUUGUAUCUAGUCAAGAUUUAGAGCCUCUGAUCGAUCUGAAUAUGAUCAUUUUGUUUACAGUAAAAACGGUUAACGCUUUUGUUCCUUUAUUUAUUUACUCUGUUCCUAACCGAACGUCUACUCUGGAGUUAAAGCAGAUAAUCACAGACGACUCCAGGAGCGAGCGUCUCUAUAAACACGACGUGUCAGACGAGACCUGAUAUCUAAAUCAGUGUUUUGUUUUUUUUAAAGCCUCUAAAUUUUGACCAAAUUGUCAUUUAACUGGUUGACGGAUUUUUAGUUUCGCCGACUGCAGCAUGCAGCAUCACACACGUGUACGGCAUAAACGCACAAAACAGGACGGAUAUGUUAACUUAUAUGAAUGUAAAUAUUAAUGUGUGUUGCUGCAGGGACAGAUUUAGUGUGUGUGUGUGAGAGAUUGUGUGUGAGUGAGAGAGCUUGUGUGUGUAUGUGUAAGAGAGAGAUUAUGUGUGUGUGUGUGAGUGAGUGAGAGAUUGUGUGUGAGUGAGUGUGUGUGUGUGUGAGAGUAUUCACUUAGUUUCCAAAGCUGUGUAGUUUUUUGGCAGAAAUGUGAACGAUAUUUUUGUUCAUAUAUUUUUGUGUCUUUUAGAUGAGUUUAGAUGAUUGUAGCACAGAUCCUGGGGUUAUUAAAGAUCACGACGAUGAGCUCUGAAGUUACACGAGACGGCGUGUAACAGCGUACGUAUCAGUAAGCAGGGUCAGGCUGCGUUCACAAUUAACGUAGUUGUACUUUUCUAAAAUGUUUUUUUUUUUACUUUAUGUUUUAAGUUUGGAAGCUUUCCUAAGACCAAAAAACAAUAGUUCUAAAAUCGUACGGCUUUGUCUUACGGUCGCUUUCUGGUAACCAGGAAAGAUUAGAGGUUAAAUGUGUGUAGUUUAAUGUGUGUAAAAGCAGCCUGCAAGUUUAGUGUUCGAGCUUUAAAAAUGUCACUCAAUGGGUUUUAUUUGAAGCAGAAAGCAGGGACCGGGCGUUAAAGUGAACGUCAUCGUUACAACCACAACACUACAGUUGUUACGUUCAGCGUGUCGAUCACAUGUCGACUCUUUGCUUCAUCGGUUCAGACCAGCUGUAGAUAAAUAACUGGGUCACCGACUCGUCGUUCAUCUGAAACAAGUUCCAACAACAAAUCAGAAUAUUCUGGUAUCUUUUGUGUGAUGCAAGACUCCAAGCUUGAGCUUAACUGAGGUACCAAUAAUACAAAUAUUGUGCUGGCUCCUUUGGUACCGCACUAGAUAAAUUUAAUGAAGCUCUGGAAAAGUACAGAAUAUGAUUGGGGAAACAAUUACGAUGUCAUAAAAUAUUUUUGUGGGGCAGGAGGGUGGUAAUCGUCCUUCAGCAUACCGGUAAAGUUCUCAAUCAUCUGUCCGUAGACAUUCCCUUAACUUUCACCAUCUAAAGAACGUGAAACCUCGAUGUCUGAAUUUAUAUAAAUCUGUUUGGGAUUUUUCAGUGGAACUUUAGGACCGAAUCCCAUUAAACUCAGCGGCGUCUCGUUAAAUAAUCGCCGUUCUAAGCGAACGAUUUUUGCCGUUCAUUGAAAAAGUUGCUUAGUACUUUUUAUAAAUCCUUAAUAGGAUUACGUCAGAAUAAUCCCAGAAGUUUUUUAGGCCAAACUCUCAAAUGCUGGAAAGUUGCACCAUAUAAAAAAAAAAGUAAGGAGAUUUCCAGGAGGAUAUAAAACUAAUACUUUGUUCUAUUUUUUAACAUAGAGAAACGAUCUUUGUACUAAUUUGCAAAUAAAAAAGGUUUUCAUA
Molecule: messenger RNA, 7331 nt
Organism: Tachysurus vachellii
Lineage: Eukaryota; Metazoa; Chordata; Actinopteri; Siluriformes; Bagridae
Gene: scap
Product: SREBF chaperone
Exons: 23
Coding region: 336-4007 (1223 amino acids)
Biological process (GO): SREBP signaling pathway
Cellular component (GO): Golgi membrane; endoplasmic reticulum membrane
Molecular function (GO): protein binding; sterol binding
Source: RefSeq, a predicted model, not a curated record